Messenger RNA from Tarenaya hassleriana, 2398 nucleotides. RefSeq names its product bromodomain-containing protein bet-1-like. Bases 262 to 2091 code for a protein of 609 amino acids. Lineage: Eukaryota; Viridiplantae; Streptophyta; Magnoliopsida; Brassicales; Cleomaceae. Gene Ontology annotation, molecular function: protein binding. The record is from RefSeq and is a predicted model, not a curated record. The transcript is spliced from 3 exons.
GUUUUUCCUUGAUGAGAGCUCCAUAUAAUCGGCCAGCCCAACAUAAAAAACGACGAUUACAUCAAAAGAAAAAAAAAACGCGAAAUGAAAACCCAAAACCGCGAAGGAAGAACGAACCAACUCCAAAAAAAAUCAGUACCAUCACACAAUCUUUCGUAAAUAGAGACACAGCCACGAGCACACACAUAUAUUCAAAAUCAACAGACAUACGUACAUAUAUAUACAUAUUAUAUAUGAGCAGACAUAUAUACUGCCUUGGUUAUGGCGAAGAAGCAUGAGCCUAAGCCUCCUGGUCAGUGGACGACCCUGGAGGAGCUUCUUCUGGUGUUCGCCGUUAAACGCCAUGGCUCCAGAAACUGGGACGCCGUAGCCAAGGAGCUUCACAGCCGUGUCGCGAUGCAGCGCAACUACGUGUCGCCCUCUGUUAUCUCCCCCGAGACCUGCCGCGACGAGUUUCUCCGCCUCCGCCGUCGGUUUGCGGCGGAGACGACGGCAGAUGAGGAGGAGGCUUUUCUCGAUCCCAUGCUCGACGAGUUCCGGCGGAUUCGCAUUGAGGAGCUCCACCGCGAGGUGAAACGGCAUGAUGUCUCGAUCGUGUUGUUAGAAUCGAAGAUUAAGAGAUUGAAGGAGGAGAGAGCGCGUAGUUUGACGGAGGAGACAGAUCUGCAAGGACGAGCUUUAGAGAAGGGAGAGACGAGACCAUCACCGGCGACUAUUACCGGGAAACUCUUUGCCGGCGAUGAGCCCAACGGCCGAUCCUCCGACGAGUCAGUUCCGACGGAGCAUAACCCAGAGUUGGCGAUGGCGUCGAGAGACGCCGAAAAUGACGCCGUAAAUGAACGCAAAUCGGCUUCGAAGAAUGAACCGGAAGGUAAAACCGGUACAAUUCCGAUUAAUCCGCUAACCGAACCGGUUAGGGAUCGGGGAUCCUCACCUAGGUUUACUAGAAACACCGACAAUGGUGAGGACAAGGGAGAUGGAGGAGAGGCGGGUGCGGCGGUAACUCGGGCGGGUCCACUCGGCGAGUCAGGCGAGUUGAGUGAGUCAAAGAGGGAUGCGGCGUCGUCGUCGAAACAAAGCAGCGAUGUCCAAAGCUUGGCGAUUCUGUCACGGAGGAAAUGCCGCCGUGUCCCCGGUAGAGGUACGAGCAGCGACGAGGAGGAGGUGGAUAAGGAAGAAAUUUCUCCGGCGGCGACGAAGAAGAUCUCAGCCGUGAAGCCGCCGGAGUCUAUGGUGAAUUUACUGAGAAGAAUCAGGUCUCAUCGGCUCGGCUCGGCUUUCGAACGUCGGCUUCGAAUCCAGGAAUCUGAUAGAUACCGGAGGGUCAUAAAGCAACAUAUGGAUCUCCGAACAGUCAAAUCAAGGCUCGACAGAGGCGCGUACUCAGAAGAUUCGAGAAAAUUCUACAGAGAUCUUCUCCUUCUCUUCAACAACACGAUCGUUUUCUACCGAAGAACUUCGACUGAACACGCGGCCGCUGUAGAGCUCCGAGCUUUGGUGACGAAAGAAAUGAAACUUAGGCUGAGAUACCGAUCUUUGAAUCCGAAAACGAGCAAACCCUUUAUCGCUCCUUGCGGGAAAAGCAGCUCGGUGAAGAAGAAACCGGAGAACAGAGAGGUUAAUCGCGGUAAUGGGUCUUUGGCAGCAGGACUGAAGGGUAAGAAAGAGAUUUCAUCGAAUCACAGCAAUCAAAGUAAUAACAAAAAGGGUAAUCAUACAAACGAAAAGACGAAGAAGAAUGAGUUUGGUAAGAACGAGAUCAGUUCUAAUGAUGCGCCCAUGAUCAAGAGUGUCGACGUGAAGAAGAAGGAAGUAAGGAAGAAGGAAGGAGCGGAAAAGUUCCUGAGAAGAAUGAAGCAAGAUUCUUCAACAGAAAGCGAUGAAGAGGAAGAAGAAGAAGAAGUGAAGGAGAUGAAUAAGAAGACGAAGAAUAAGAAGAAAGCGACUACUUCUUGUACGGGUGGAAGAGUGAAGGAAGAGAAUAUGAAGGGAAAGAAAACGGCGGGAAAGGUGGCCGGAAAAAGAGGGAGGGAGAGUAAAGGGGAAGGAAGCGGCGGCGGAGGAAGAGGGAGGAAGAGGACAAGGAGAUGAGAUCUAAUUUCUUGGAGGUAAAUGCCAUUGUGGCGGUGGUGAUGUUUUUUUUUAAAAAAGUUUUUUUUUACCUGUGGUCGUUUUUUUAAUCUGACAUAGGUAUUGUCUUUCUAUACAUAGGAAAAAAAAAGUUUUUUUUUUCAGUGGCGAGAGAGAAGCCAAGUUAAUUUUCCUUGGGUGCUUUUAAGUAUUCGGUUAGCGAUUUUCACUUGACGAGAAAUAAAAAUCUUGGUUAGCCCAAAAUUGGCAAUAUAUACGUGUCAAUUCAUACAUAUAUGCGUAUAUGUGCAUGUGUCAUGUAUGUUUC